Melanaphis sacchari is the source of this 480-nucleotide messenger RNA. RefSeq lists its product as uncharacterized. The annotation marks the transcript as partial. The transcript has 4 exons. The record is from RefSeq and is a predicted model, not a curated record. Lineage: Eukaryota; Metazoa; Arthropoda; Insecta; Hemiptera; Aphididae.
AUGUCUGACUUUAUUAUUGUUGCAAAACAUGAUGCGAUUAUGAAGAAUUCGAUAUCGGGUUUAUCGUCGCUGAAACGUGAAGUACGCUUUACUGUAUUUGAAGUUAUUAGUGUAAACAAAACGAUUGCAACGGUUCAGGAAGCAACAUAUAAACAGUUCUAUGAUAAACAAUCGAUAUUUGUUCAUGUGAACAUUCACGAAAGUAUUUCUCAAUUGGAGGCAAGUUUUAGUGUGUCCAAAUGUAAAAUGCAUUACAUCGAUUGUGUUAAUGUUGUAUCGUAUGAGAUUCAUGAUGUUUGUCAAAAAAUUAAUUAUCUUUUUCAAUUUACUAACACUAAAACAUCAAACACCAAUUUGGUAAAAUGCCCUAUAGUUGGUGAAUACGACUUCAAGAAUAUUACAUUUGAUGCUGAAAAAUUUGGAUCCGUGUUUAGUUUUCCAACAGAAAGAUGGUGGGAAAUUUAUUGGAAAUACAAAAUU